AUGAAUGCUCUCUCACUUAAACAAGCUAUGGAAAAUUUAUUCUCCAGACUUGGAUUGAGUAUUUCCAGAUUGCGGGGUCAAGGAUAUGAUGGGGCUAGUAAUAUGCAAGGUGAGUUCAAUGGUCUUAAAACACUUAUACUGAAAGAGAAUCCUUGUGCAUAUUAUGUUCAUUGUUUUGCUCAUCAAUUGCAAUUGGCACUUGUAGCCGUGGCAAAGAAUAAUAAUCAAAUUGCCUUACUUUUCACUUUGGUUUCUAAUGUGGUGAAUGUUGUUGGAGCAUCAUGUAAACACCGAGAUAUUGUUAGGGAGAAACAAGCUGCAAAAGUUGCUGAGGCACAUAAUAAUAGAGAGCUAUCUAGUGGGCAAGGCUUAAAUCAAGAAACUAAUCUUAAACGUGCUGGUGAUACACGUUGGGGUUCACACUAUGGUACUUUAGCCAGCUUGGCUAGUAUGUUUUUAAUAGUGAUUGAUGUGCUUGAAAUGAUUUCAGAGGAUGGUUCAAAUUCAGAAUAA
Molecule: messenger RNA, 513 nt
Organism: Camellia sinensis
Lineage: Eukaryota; Viridiplantae; Streptophyta; Magnoliopsida; Ericales; Theaceae
Source: RefSeq, a predicted model, not a curated record